This is a messenger RNA of Oryzias melastigma (Indian medaka), 708 nucleotides long. RefSeq lists its product as uncharacterized. The transcript is spliced from 6 exons. NCBI's taxonomy places the organism in Eukaryota, Metazoa, Chordata, Actinopteri, Beloniformes, Adrianichthyidae. Bases 143 to 667 code for a protein of 174 amino acids. The record is from RefSeq and is a predicted model, not a curated record.
CUUAGCUCCUCCUCCACUUCCCGUGCGUGGAGCCACGAAAACAACACUGUGGUUUUGAUUAGGGGAGCACGGGCAGGUCGCCCCACUUUUAGUUUACAUCCUCGACGCAUUUAUAUCGACACAAUACCGAAAAUCAAGUAUUAUGGCCAAUGAGGACACAACGGCAACCUCUGGAGCCAAGCUUCAUCGUCUCUUUGAUCUCGAGAGUGCUGGGGUGGUGACCAUCUUGUUGGGCCUUUUUCAAUUGCUGUUGUCGGCUGCAGUUUAUUACACUGACCAGAUUCUGGCCAACUUCUUCAUGCUGCCCGUUGUCAUGGGCAUUAUAAUCGUGACAGGAGGAUCCUUUACUAUUGCCAAUGAGAAGAAUCCAAGCAGAACCCUGCUGCGUGGAAGUGCCUACAGUAAUGUCAUUGGUGUGUUGGGGUCUCUGCUCGCCUUUUGCCUGUACUGCUACACGCUUAAAACACCGAUGAAGACCAUCACUGAAGACCAGUGCUUAUAUCCUAGACCCUACCUAUUCAUUCCCGCCUACUGUCCUGCAAAGAUGCUAGCAGGUUAUUCCUGGAGUCUGAAGCUUCUUUUGCUGCUUUAUGAUGCUGGAGCCUUGAUCUUACACAGCCUGCUGUCCGUGUCCGCCGUGGUCAUGCUUAAAAAAAACGCACAAUAGUCCAGUUUGCAGAAAAGUGGAAUAAAUAACCUAAAAAAAUG